Molecule: messenger RNA, 3446 nt
Organism: Porites lobata
Lineage: Eukaryota; Metazoa; Cnidaria; Anthozoa; Scleractinia; Poritidae
Source: the annotation of a GenBank genome assembly
AUGAAUGCUGUUUCUGAUGUUUUGGGUGAGGAGGGAAGAAUGGUUGGGGACGCGUGUGUGAAAGUAAAGAUUAUUGGAGAGCCCGAAGACUACGCGCGAAAAAAAUAUACAUGGAAUGAUGCUUUGAAGCGUUUGGAGAGGUGUUAUGCAGGAAGGAGUCCUGCAAAUUUUGUCGGUGAUCUUCUACUUCCCCGUGAAUAUGAUGACAAGGGCAAUGUAAAUAGAGAGAAAACUUAUAAUAUUUUAGAUAUCCACAAUGCUCUUGAGAACUUUGAUGAAAAGCCCUUUGUUCAAAAGUAUCCCAGACCAGGAACUGGACGUGAUGAAUUGGAAAAGUUGAUUGACAAACGAAGAGCAGACGUCGAAAAAGAGCACGCGGAAGCUAUGGCAGACCCGAAUUCACGACGUGAGUAUUCCUGGCUUGUUGCUCAGCGACGUGUGCGAGAUUGUUUUGCUGGGAACUUUGCAUUUGAUAGCCCACCCUUUGGUUUCAAUUCAAGAUACAAGAAAAAUGUUACUUAUAACAUUUUUGACAUUUGUAAGGCAGUUGUUUUCCUUAAGGAAAGUGACAUUAGUCCGUUGUGCCGUAAAGGCAUUCCUUUACCUUCAGGACCAGGAUCUGAUGAGCUGAAAAUGUCAAUUAAAAAAAACAACUUUGACCUGGAAGAGGAGAAAAAGGAAGCACAAACGAGGAUAAAACAGUAUUCAAAAGAUGAGGCAGUGAAGAGAGUGAAAGAUUGUUUUCCACUUAAUCACACCUAUCUGGACGAAAACGUAGCUUUAUUCCAAAAUAGUGGUAAUGGGGAGACUUAUGAUAUUUUUCAUAUUUACAAGGAAGUAGAACGACUUAAAUUAUAUCGAUGUCUUCAACGUAACGACAGUAUGUGCAAAAGUGUUACCAAAGAGUAUGAGGCUGCCUUAAAAGAGCUUGGUAGAUCAGGGCUCGAAAUUAACUUUUUCGUUCGGGAGCCAGCUGGCGACUAACGGAAAAAUUUUGGUCGCCAGAUCGUAAAUUUUGGUCGCCAGCUUAUUUUAUAUAUAACUUAGACCCUGUUUACAUGGAGUGGGGGACCGCAGUCUAGUGGGGUAGGUUUCUUUUGCUUUGUGUCCCCCAGGGCGUGAAAACAAAAGAAACCAACCCCACUAGACCAGGGUCCCCCACUCCAUGUAAAGAGGCCCUUACACAAGAACACGAUUUUAUACGUUACUUUGCGUGCAAGAAAAGUCACAACUGAAGAGCGAAAACAAUUAGAAACAACAUGAGUAACACUUAGUUAUAAAGCUACCGUUGUUCUCAGGUGAUAUGUCUCAGGUCCGAAGGUGAUGGUUGUCUCCAUAGUCAUUUUAAAUGAAGCGAAGCAUAAAACGUUUUAAGUCCGUGGUUUUCAUUCUGAGACAAACACGGGUCCUUGCGUAUUUGCCCUUUGCUACUUCUACGAAAUGGCGUUCUUUAUUUUCGACUUGCUUUCCUCGACGCCUUUCGCUGCCGACAAACAACGCCAUGCUUGGCCCAGGCCACCACAUUGCUCGUACCAGUCUCCGACCGGGAGGAAACAUAAAUGGGCUUAGUGCCGUUUUUAGGUCUUCGUUUCAUUUUAGACAGAACGUUGUAGGAAAGUAAAACCUAAAAUAUUGCGGGAGUUUACGGAAGCACCGCUUGAAUUGAAUCGCUAUCUCCUUACCUUAAAGUAUAAAGAAACGUUGUUAAGAACUAUUCACUCAGGUACUUUUUCUAUUAGUGAUAGUUAUAUCCAUUUAUUAACCGCCCACUUUCCCUACAUCAACAACUGAUGAAGGAUUCAAAGUUUGGAUUAACCUUUUGGCUGAAUCUUCAUUCCCCGCACGUAAAUACUCACGUAUUUCCUUCAACUGAUUUGUAUCUGCCGCCAUUUUCGCGGCAAAUGAAAAGCACAUGAUGUUGAAGUGCGCCUGCGAUCCCAGUUUCGGAAGAAGCCACGGAAACAAUAUGGCGCGUCGUGAACGCAGUAUCGACGUUUCGAAAUACAUUCAAUUUUUUCGAUUAUCUUGUAGUAUUCAGACAUUAUUUUACUGGGGACAGAAAGGUGAGUUGGAUACUAGCUACCAUAUCCGAUUGAUUUCCUAAUAUAAAGAUUUAAAAACAAAAGUUGUGUCGUGGUUUUCUUUAGCCAUCGGACAAAACGCGAGUCGCCAGCUGGCGACCAGUUCUGAAAAUUUAGUCGCCAGUCCUCAAUUUUUGGUCGCAUUGGCGACCAGUGAGUCGCAAUGUCGAGCCCUGUAGAUACUCUCAGGAUGAGGCAUGGCGUCGUGUGAGGGAUUGCCUAAAUCCAGGCUACUAUUGGUUGGACACAGACAUAUUUCCUGAUAAGAUUAAGGAUGAAAGGGUGCGAAAAACUGAACAAACCUAUGACAUCUCUGAUAUUAAAAAUUCAAUUGAGUACUUUGAUAAAAGAAAGUUCCUUGAUAAGUACCUACCAGAAAAUAACAAAUACCCAGAUGCAAGAGAAAGGAAUGAAAAAGUGAAGGAAGAGAGGGAAAAAAUUAUAGAAGAGUAUGUGAAAGCUACAGAAAAAGGUGAAAUUAGUCAUGGCUCUGGAUUUAUCAUAAAUGACCACUAUAUUAUCACUAAUAAGCAUGUAAUUGAUGAUGCAGAUGGUAAAGAGAUUGUUAUUUCUAAUGCUUCAAUUAGUGAGCUCCCCUGUGAGGUUGUUUACACUGAUGGUGGAAAAGAUUUAGCGCUGCUCUAUUGCCAAGAGCUUGACAUCAAGCAAAAUCAAGUCGUGCCAUUGCAUUUGUCAAAUCAGCCAUUAGUAACUGGCAUGCAAGUAUUUUCUUUUGGGUAUCCCAUGAGCCACACAGGAGAAACAGCUCUUUUUAUUAAUGGUCAUGUUUCUGGUUUUACAAAACCAUAUGCAGAUAACCGUCCUUCAUUGGCAGUGCUAAAUUUGUCACUAAACUCAGGUAAUUCUGGAGGCCCAAUCCUCCACUGGAUUGUGAAUCAGCUGAAAGUUGUUGGUGUUGCAACACAGAAACACUUCAAAGAGAUUCUGACAUUUGAAGAGAGGGAUAAAAUUGAAAAAAUCCGGAAAUCCAUGGAAACAAAUGAUAUUUCCAAUAUUUCAGAAGAAAACAUUACACACUUUAGCCGCCUCUCACCGGGGGGUGAGUUAGACAUUGAACCUGAUCCUCGCCCCUCACUUUGGGGCAAGUUAGACAUUGAACAUGAUCCUCGCCAGAUACCAAUGAAUUUACUUACAUUAAAACUCUAUGAUGCUCUGGAAACUCACUCACAGUUCAAUUUAAGUAAUGCACUACCAGGGGAUAAUGUCAUUAAAUUCAUAGAAGAAGCUAUCAAGAAAUGUAGUAGAGAGCAUAAAGAUGAGUUAGUUGAGGUGGUGAAGAGGGCUUCAGAUCACAAUAUUUUACCUUCUGGUCAACACUCUGUUUCAGACUGUUGUAUUCAAUAA